Molecule: messenger RNA, 2194 nt
Organism: Numida meleagris (helmeted guineafowl)
Lineage: Eukaryota; Metazoa; Chordata; Aves; Galliformes; Numididae
Product: zinc finger protein 664-like
Exons: 4
Coding region: 120-1376 (418 amino acids)
Biological process (GO): regulation of DNA-templated transcription
Source: RefSeq, a predicted model, not a curated record
CCCCGUCACGUGACGCGCCGCCCCUCUCCGCACGCCCCCGCUCGCCAUUGGCUCCGCCCCACGUCACGUGGCUCCACGCUUCCGCUUCCGGCUGCAGCUGAGCCACGAGCGGGAGGGAGAUGGGGCGGCCGAAGCCCGUGAGCUUUGCGGAGGUGGCCGUGUAUUUCAGCAGGGAGGAGUGGGCGCUGCUGGAGCCUGCGCAGCGAGCGCUCUACCGGGACGUGAUGCUGGAGACGUACGAGUGCGUGGCCUCGCUGGCUCCACUUCCAGCCCCCAAGCCCGUGGUGAUCUCCCAGCUGGAAGGAGGGGAAGAGCCCUGGAUCCCAGCUGUGCACAGCCCAGAGGUCGUGGCAGAAGACGUUUGCCCAGCAGGAGGUGGGAUCACAAAUAGAAAGGAGGAUCUGCAGAGCAGUGGUGUGGCUGAAAAGCAUUGGGGUAGUGGCUCUGUGGAAGAAAUGCGAAGGGAUGUCCGAGGGGGCCUGAAGCAAGGAGAGCACUUGAAGAAGGCACUGGGAAACCAUCCAGGAAAGAGAGUGAGGAACGCGCUGGGCUGCAGCACAGGUCAGGAGCAGCUGGAAGACCUAAGGAGCAAGGAAGAGUGCCAGAAGAAAAGGCAGAAUCGAUGUGAUGAGUCUGGUAAAUGCUUUAAGAGGUAUUCCAGCCGUGUUAACCAUGAACGUAUUCGGCCUGGGGAGAGACUAUGCAAGUGUUGUGAUUGUGCAAAGAGCUUCCGAAGGAGUUCUGACCUCAUUGUCCAUCAGCGCAUGCACAGAGGAGAGAACUGCUUUAAGUGCCCUGAGUGUGGGAAGGGCUUCAGUAGGAGUUCCAGCCUCAUCCUCCACCAGCGCAUCCACACAGGAGAGAGACCCUACAAGUGCCCUGAGUGUGGGAAGAGCUUCAAGAGGAGUACUCAUCUCAUCAUCCACCAGCGCAUCCACACAGGAGAGAGACCCUACACGUGCCCUGAGUGUGGGAAGGGCUUCAAAACCAGUUCUGAACUCAAUGUCCACCAGCGCAUCCACAAAGAAGAGAGACCCUUCAAGUGCCCUGAGUGUGGGAAGGGCUACAAACGCAGUGCAGAACUCAUCUGCCACCAGCGCAUCCACACAGGAGAGAGACCCUACAAGUGCCCUGAGUGUGGAAAGGGCUUCAAAAGCAGUACUGAACUCAUCCGCCACCAGCGCAUCCACACGGGAGAGAGACCCUACAAGUGUCCUAAGUGUGCAAAGUGCUUCAAACGCAGUAGUGAACUCACAGACCACCAGCGCGUCCACAAUGGAGGGAGACCCUACAAGUGCCCUGAGUGUGGGAAGGGCUUCAAAAGCAAUUCUUCUCUCUGCUCCCACAAGCACAUCCACACAGGAGACACAUUGUAGCAGUGCCCUGAAUUUGUGAGAAGCUUCACAAGCACUUCCAGCCUCGUUACCUACCUGCACAUGCACCCAGGACACAGAGCCUGCAAGUGCUCCCAACAGCAUGCACCUUUCCCUGACAGGUGAAUGCGUGGUUUCAUCGAACGGACUCAUGGUGUAGAGAGCAGGCAGCACCUGCUGUAAAGAAUACGUGUCCCAGUGGGCGUUCACUUGAGGAUAGCACCGUGAGCCCAGCAGGGAAUAGUGCAUGUGAGUGAGAGCCGAGAAAUAUCAACUCUGGCCAUGUUCAGGCACCUGACAUAGGUUGUAGGGCAGACGCAAUCCCUCCAAUUCCCUUCCUUAUUCUGGAUGUAUCUGAAGAAAUUCUACUUCCAGUUUCCUCUCUUUUGCUUCCUCUCUUUCUCCACUGCCUGUAGAAUGGCUUCUUGGUGGCUUUUGGAAUCAAUGCUGAAUUACCGUGAGCACAGCGGUAAGAGGACGGACGUGCUGUUUCUCCCGAGGAACAAAAUGUGGGUACCCUGACAACCAGCUGCUGCCCUUGGUAACAAAAAGCGUGCUAUGGAGAGGAUAAAAACCCAAAGAGUUCUAAGGAAGAGCGGGUACCCCCUCCUCUGAACUGCAGUCGUGCAGGUCAACGAGACGUCACUGAGCAACUUGCUGCCUCCUACGGACCGACGAGACGUCGCUGGAUCCCUGGUGCUGACUAUCCCCUCUCUGUAAACCCUUUGCUAGAAUUUCUCUCUUUACUAUCACCAGCUUCCCCGUCUCCCCCAUCUCCCUUAGUUGCUUAGAACUUGCAAUAAAUCAGUUGGACAACACUG